AUGACGGCGAGUUCGUUUAAAAAGGAGCAUUCUGCAACCUUCCUGCCUGUUCUAGAGGUUCCUUCCCAACUGUUUUCAAAUUUCAUAGCUCCCACAAAAUCGCUUUUUUUUUUCUGUGAACUUCUUCCAUCAAUUAGCAAACUCGAAAGAAGAUUCUUAACGAAGACAUUAAACGAUUCAACAGUAAUGGAUGUGAGGUCUGUUGUUGAAGCUGUUUCUACGGAUGAUGACGACGCUCCAUUGUACCAGGUUGAGAGCCUCUGUAUGCGAUGCGGUGAAAAUGGGAUAACGAGAUUUCUAUUAACUUUGAUUCCACACUUUAGAAAGAUCUUGUUGUCAGCCUUUGAGUGUCCUCAUUGUGGCGAGAGGAACAAUGAGGUGCAGUUUGCCGGUGAGAUACAACCCCGAGGUUCUUGCUAUCGCUUGGAAUUCUCAUCAGGUGAUCAAAAGAUGCUUAAUCGUCAAGUAGUGAAAUCCGAAACAGCCACAAUUAAGAUACCUCAAUUGGAUUUCGAAAUUCCUCCCGAGUCACAACGUGGAUCUCUAUCAACGGUUGAAGGAAUUUUGGUCCGAUCUGCUGAUGAAUUACAAGCACUUCAAGAAGAAAGAAAGAAAGUUGAUCCUCAGACUGCUGAAGCUAUAGACAAAUUCAUAUUAAAACUAAGAGCAUGUGCAACAGGGAAUUCAUCUUUUACCUUCAUAUUAGACGAUCCUGCUGGCAACAGCUUUAUAGAGAACCCGUAUGCUCCAUCUCUGGAUCCAUCAUUAACUAUUGAUUUCUACGAGAGAACUCCGGAUCAACAAGCCUCACUUGGAUAUCUUGUUGACCAAUCACAAACAAGAGAACAUGAAAAUGAUGAAUCAUCAAACAAAAACAAUCAAACAUCUCAACCCCAUGGAUCAGUUGGAGCAGUUGCUGGAAGGCGAGCUAUUGCUCAGGGUAACACUGCAGAAUUUGCUGAAACUCUUUUUCGCUAUACUGCACCAGAAGAGGUGAUGACAUUCCCAUCAACAUGUGGUGCUUGUGCUGUUAGAUGUGAGACUCGGAUGUUUGUGACCAAGAUUCCAUACUUCCAAGAAGUGAUUGUGAUGGCAUCUACUUGUGAUGCUUGUGGCUAUAGAAAUUCUGAGCUGAAGGCAGGUGGUGCUAUACCUGCAAAAGGAAAGAAAGUGACACUGAUUGUGAGAAAUGUUAAUGAUUUAAGCCGUGAUGUCAUAAAGUCCGACACUGCAAGUGUAAAAAUCCCGGAGAUUGAUUUGGAGCUUGCAGGUGGCACGUUAGGAGGCCUUGUGACAACUGUCGAAGGUUUAGUCACCAAAAUCAACGAAAGUCUUGAGAGAGUACACGGGUUCACUUUUGGAGAUAGUCUGGACGAGGAUAGAAGAAGCAAAUGGCUCGACUUCAAAGCCAGGCUCCUCAAGCUUCUGAAUAUAGAAGAACCUUGGACACUGAUCUUAGAUGAUGCUCUGGCAAACUCUUUCAUUGCACCAACAACCGAUGAUAUUAAAGAUGACUUUCAGUUAACUUUUGAUGAAUACGAGAGAUCAUGGGAACAGAACGAGGAGUUGGGAUUGAAUGACAUGGACACCUCUUCUGCUGAUGUGGCAUAUGCUUCAUGA
Molecule: messenger RNA, 1620 nt
Organism: Lactuca virosa
Lineage: Eukaryota; Viridiplantae; Streptophyta; Magnoliopsida; Asterales; Asteraceae
Source: the annotation of a GenBank genome assembly